AAAAAAAAAACAAUUCCAAUACCAAUCUAAACAUGUCAUUAUUACGCUUAUUUACAACAAAGUCUAUUUUCAGGCCAAAUACUCUGGCUACUAUUCGACCUUUUUCUUCUGCUCAAGCUUUAUUUCAUGGUAAAGAAGGAAUUGCUCGAGGAGAAGGACCUUAUACAGUUCAUUUCAUUACACCAGAAGGAGAGCAAAUUGAUGUUAAAGCAACAGAAGGAGAUACUAUGUUAGAUCUUGCGCAGCGAUAUGAUAUUGAUCUUGAAUGUGCUUGUGAAGGAUCACUAGCAUGUUCUACUUGUCAUGUCAUUUGCGAUCCAAAAUAUUAUGAGAAAAUGGAAGAACCUUCAGACGAAGAAAAUGAUAUGCUUGAUUUAGCAUUUGGGUUGACAGAAACUUCUCGUCUUGGCUGUCAAGUAGGAAUGAAUAAAGAAUUAGAUGGCAUUACAGUUCGUAUUCCUUCAGCAACUAGAAAUUUAAGAGUAGACGGCUCUAAGCCAACGCAUCAUUAAUUAAAUCUAUUAUUUAUAUAUAAUUUGUAACAAUAAUAAUCAUUUAAAAGAGGAUACCUGUCAUUUCUAUAAAUAAAAGACAGUCCAACUCUAGGGCAUUUUUUAUGUACAUCAAUAUUUUAUAUUUCUUUUUUCAAUAGUAAAAAAUAAAUAAAUAUAAAGAAGCUAGCAUAAAAGAAAAAAAAAUAUUAACUUGGAAACUUUUUAUAUAUUUUAACUCUAAUAAAUCACCCUAAUAAUAAUGAAGAAGAAGAUGAUACUACUUCUGCCGGAGAUCGUUCAUUCUUCUCUCAAUCAAACUCCGG
Messenger RNA from Cokeromyces recurvatus, 817 nucleotides. Its product is annotated as 2Fe-2S ferredoxin-type domain-containing protein. The record is from RefSeq and is a predicted model, not a curated record. Gene Ontology annotation, biological process: positive regulation of oxidoreductase activity; P450-containing electron transport chain. The coding region runs from base 33 to 512 and encodes 159 amino acids. NCBI's taxonomy places the organism in Eukaryota, Fungi, Mucoromycota, Mucoromycetes, Mucorales, Mucoraceae. Gene Ontology annotation, cellular component: mitochondrion. Gene Ontology annotation, molecular function: 2 iron, 2 sulfur cluster binding. The transcript has 6 exons.